Messenger RNA from Cuscuta europaea, 3436 nucleotides. The record is from the annotation of a GenBank genome assembly. NCBI's taxonomy places the organism in Eukaryota, Viridiplantae, Streptophyta, Magnoliopsida, Solanales, Convolvulaceae.
AUACACUAGAAGAAUGGUCAAAGAGGCAGACAGGAACCAUAAAAAAAAAGAGGCAGGCAGGAAGCAGAAGAACUCAAAAGAAGCUCCACUCUGCCCCGCUGUCACAAACAGAUCUCUUUCUUUCUAUCUGUGGAGUGUGAAGGUUCUCCCUUGCCUCCGUCGUCCCUCUCCACUCUCCUGCAGAAUAAUCCCUUUCCAUCACCCGGAUUCGCCUCUGCCAGCUCCUUGUUAACGGUUAACCACAACUCGAGUCCUUGCUCCGUCUGCUGUGCAUCUAAAAAGUUCCACUCCGAAUUGGGCCCCUAUCCCUCCUGAGACAGACCACCACAGCCCGUGCGUAUCCCCGUGUGCCCGAGGCCCUCUGACCUCAUAUCCGGUCAACCAUACGCCUCGUUACUACACGUUCCUGAGGUGUUUGUAUCUUAGUGUCUGCAACACGAUUUCUCUCCGGGUUAGGCUUGAAUUCUUUUUCAAUGGUUGGGAAGUUGAUUAGCGUCUUCAUAUAAGUUGAUUUCUGCAAUGCACCGCGUAGCGAGUGUAGGUAAUACUUCCAACUCAAGUAGGCCUCGGAAGGAGAAGAGGCUGACUUAUGUACUGAAUGAUGCAGAUGAUACUAAGCACUGCGCUGGUGUGAAUUGCUUGGCAGUAUCAAACUCAGUUGUGCCCGAUAAGCGUGACUACAUAUUUACUGGGAGUCGUGAUGGCACAUUAAAAAGAUGGACUUUGGCUGAAGAUGGUGCCACGUGCUCUGCAACGUUUGAGUCCCAUGUUGAUUGGGUAAAUGAUGCUGUUCUAACAGGUGGUAACACAUUAGUGUCAUGCUCCUCGGACACUACAGUCAAGGUAUGGAAUAGCUUGUCUGAUGGGACUUGUGCUGGGACACUUCGUCAGCAUUCUGAUUAUGUCACAUGCCUUGCUGCAGCAGAAGAAAAUAAAAACAUUUUCGCCUCUGCUGGUCUUGGUGGAGAAGUUUUUGUAUGGGAUCUUGAAGCAGCACUCGCUCCCAUCUCUAAGAUAAUUGAUGGUAAUGAAGAUGAAUGUUCUAAUGGUGUCACGGGUUCAGGAAUUUCUUUACCCGUUACAAGUCUCCGACCUACUAGCUCAAGCAACAAUAUUUCAUCACAUACUACUCAGUCCCAAGGGUAUGUUCCUACUGCUGCAAAAGGGCACAAGGAGUCAGUUUAUGCAUUAGCUAUGAAUGAGACAGGGACCCUACUUGUGUCUGGUGGAACUGAGAAGGUUAUACGUGUUUGGGAUCCAAGAACGGGAUCAAAGACUAUGAAACUUAGAGGACAUACAGAUAAUAUUAGAGCACUGCUUCUGGAUUCUACUGGCAGGUUCUGCCUAUCAGGAUCGUCAGAUUCCAUGAUCAGACUAUGGGAUCUUGGCCAACAGAGAUGUGUGCAUUCCUAUGCUGUGCACACAGAUUCUGUUUGGGCACUUGCUAGCACUCCAACAUUUAGUCACGUCUACAGUGGUGGAAGAGACCUAUCUUUAUACUUGACAGACCUGGCAACACGAGAGAGUGUACUACUUUAUACAAAGGAACACCCAAUUGUGCAAUUGGCAUUGCAUGAUGAUGGUAUUUGGGUUGCAACAACUGAUUCUUCUGUACAUAGAUGGCCAGCAGAAGUGCACAAUCCUCUGAAAGUUUUUCAAAUAGGAGGUUCAUUCUUGGCGGGAAAUUUGUCAUUUUCUAGAGCAAGGAUUUCGUUGGAGGGAUCGACACCUGUGCCUGUUUAUAGAGAACCGUCAUGUAGUAUUCCCGGGACUCCAGGAAUAGUUAAGCAUGAAAUUCUAAACAACAGAAGACAUGUCCUUACAAAGGAUACUUCUGGCGCUGUGAAAUUGUGGGAAAUCACCAGGGGCACUGUGAUUGAAAACUUUGGUGAGGUUUCGUUCGAGAAGAAGAAAGAAGAACUUUUUGAGAUGGUAAGCAUACCUGCGUGGUUUACCGUGGAUACGAGACUUGGAAGCUUGUCUGUACAUUUGGAUACACCACAAUGUUUCUCUGCUGAGAUGUACUCUGUGGACCUUAACAUUGCUGGGAAGCCCGAGGAUGACAAAGUAUUUACUAGGAUUUUUAUUAACUUGGCGCGGGAAACCCUUAAAGGUCUUUUGGUUCAUUGGUUAACCAAAAGAAAGCAGAGAUUUGGAUCCUCGGUGUCAGGAAAUGGGGAAGUCCUGCCUGGGAAAGACAUCUCUACUAGGAAUUUAGCUGUAUCAAGAGUUGAGGCAGAUAGUAACACAGAUAAUGAUUCUGUUGUUUAUCCACCGUUUGAGUUUUCAGCACUUUCCCCUCCAUCUAUCAUUACGGAGGGCUCUCUAGGCGGGCCAUGGAGAAAGAAAAUUACAGACUUAGAUGGAAUGACAGAUGAGAAGGACUUCCCGUGGUGGGUCCUGGACUGUGUGUUGAACAAUCGCCUUCCUCCGAGGGAAAAUACCAAAUGCAGCUUUUAUUUGCAUCCAUGUGAAGGUUCUAGUGUUCAAAUACAUACUCAAGGAAAACUGAGUGCCCCACGUAUCUUGAGAGUUCAUAAAGUUAUCAACUAUGUCAUUGAAAAGAUAGUUCUCGAUAAGCCGCAACUGGAUAUCUUGAAUUCAGAUGGAACUUUUGUUUCUGGAGGAUCUGGCCCAGCUGUUGGAGGAGAUGUAGUCUUCAGGGCAGGCCUUAAGCCUUUUCAAAAGCUUAAGCCUUGUAUUGAGAUAUUGUGCAACAACCAGGUAUUAUCUCCUGACAUGAGCUUAGCCACAGUUCGGGCUUAUAUAUGGAAGAAACCUGAAGACCUUGUUCUCAAUUAUCGGAUAGCUCCAAGCAGGUGACUCAGGGUACUCUGGUCUCAGAUUGCAGUUACACUCCAGAAGCAUAAUUGCAUUGAAAGUACAACUUGUUGAAGCUCUUUAAAAUCUCGAUUCCCUGUACCGGAAAUGAUAAUUCUUUCCAUUGUUAUGUUCUCACGUAAGAGCAAUGCCUUGGACUGCCAGUGAAAGUUGUAAAGAAGCUCAUUGAAACUUUUAAGCUUCAAAGCUCUAUGUUGUGAUGGAUGCUUAUCCUUUGGACAUGUUAGGAGCUCACUCUUCGAAGAACAAUGCUUUUCGGGCUGGAUCUGACGGUCAGAUUGCAUGGGGCCUUGAUAUUCACUCCAUCUUCAUGAUCAGUUUAGUUGUUAAAAUAAGAUCAUGUGAAUAAAGUUACUUUGAAUGUUUAUAUCUAAGAAUUUGUUUGGUUAAGAGUUAUUUGAGUGAAAUAAUUGAUUCAUUAAAUAUUUUGGAAGCAAACUGUUGGUAAGAUUUAGUUUAGCAAAAUCAAAAGUUACUUGGGUUAUUGAUACAUAAAAUGAUUUUGCAUGUUCUGUAUUCGUCUCGUGUAUAUAUUGCUUAUCAAAAGUUACUUAGGUUGUUGAUACAUAAUGUUUUUCAAAGUCAAUUACCCGUG